AUGGGAGUGCGACGUGCUGCUGACGUCAGCAACAGGUUGCUCGACCCCCUCGCGGCCGCUGCUCGUGCACGCAGCUGUGCCCUCGCGCAGUCACGGCCGGGGCGCGCGUGCUCGCGACAGUCCUCCUGCACGAGACCACUGCAGCACACGGCGGCGCGUGCCUCGCGACGCAUCGCGAACAUCAACGGGCACUUCAGCAGGCGGGAAGUGAGGACUGAAAUUUGGUUCAUCAAGUGCAGACUGAAGCUGGGGAAGCUAAAGGUGGUGCGGCGGCAGCUGCUGCAAAGGUAUGAACACCAGCCGUUUGUCUCCUGCCUGGCCGGCCUCUAUGGUUGCCAAUGGAGACGAUACCAAAGAGCCCGGUCACAACCAGGAGAGUGCUGCUGCAGCAAGGUGGAGUGUGGCAGUUUUGGCCUCCUGAUCCUCACCUUCUUCCUGAGUUUUUUGUUCCUCUAUUUCUGGAGUGAAGCUCAGAACGACUACAUCGACUUUGACUGGUUUAACUUUGGGACUCUUGGCUUCUGGUUUCCCUGGUCUCUGGUCCUGCUGGUUGUUGCUGCUGCUCUCUUCACGUACAUCGCUCUGCUCUUGGUGCUGGCCGUGUGCCUUCUUUCUGAGGGUCAAAGGCUUUACCUCCACUGGAGCCACAAGACUGGCAUCGUGGUGACAUUGGCGUUCUCCGUCACAGCCACUGCCAUCCUGUCGGACCUAUGGAGCAAAGAAUGGAAAACUCUGCUUCUCUCUCUGCAGGUGACAGCACCGUUCCUCCAUGUGGCUGCAGUCUCACUAAUGGCGAUUCUCUCCUGGCCAUUAGCAUUACACUUCUUCCGCAUGAACAAAAAAGUGCGUCAGGUGGCUGUCCUGGGUCUUUACCUGUCCGUGCUGUUCUCUCUCUACCUGGUGCCCCUGGGAAUGUACUCGCCCUGCAUUAAAGAAGCAGGAAUGCUGGGACCGACCCCGACAUUGAUCGGACACAGAGGGGCUCCUAUGCUUGCUCCAGAGAAUACGCUGAUGUCGUUUGAGAAGGCAGUGGAAGCUGGAGGAGAAGGACUGGAGACCGACGUCACCAUCAGUUAUGACGGCGUUCCCUUCCUAAUGCAUGACUCCACUCUGAGGAGAACCACUAACGUUGCUGAGGUUUUCCCAAAUCGAACACACCUCGAUGCCUCCCUGUUCACCUGGGCCGAGCUGCAGCAGCUGAAUGCUGGAGACUGGUUCUUAUCGAGGGAUCCGUUUGGUACUGUGUCGUCCCUGACUGAGCUGGACCGCUUGCAGGCACAGAACCAGUCUGUUCCCUCACUGGCCCAGUUCCUGGAGGUGGCGGCCCGUAGCGGCAGACUAGUGCUGUUUGACCUGCGUAGGCCACCAUAUGGACAUCCCUAUGGAGACUCAUACAUCAACACCACUCUGCAGGUGGUGCAGGCCCACAUCAACUCCUCACAGGUGUUGUGGCUGCCGUCUGAGGACAGGGAGUUGGUCCAGGCUGUGGACCCAGAGCUGCAGCAGACCUCAGGAGAAAAAGCCUCUCUUCAGGAACUGACUGAUGGUCACAUCACCAGACUGAACCUGCACUACAGCACCAUGUCUCAACAACAGAUCUGGAAGUACCAGUCAGUGAACAUCAGUACGAACCUGUAUGUGAUCAGCCAGCCGUGGCUCUACACUCUGGCCUGGUGUGCCGGAGCUCAGUCUGUAACCACCAACUCCGUCCACGUCCUGUCCAACAUAAACAAGCCCCUCUUCCUUAUGACUCCAGAAGAAUAUAGUCUGAUGUGGAUUCUGACUGAUGCUGUGUCGGCCUUCCUCAUCAUCGCCAUUUUCAUAUUCCAUUGGUGGAGAGAGAGAGGCCUGCCCUUCUGGUCCGGCAGUCGUCAGACUCAUGAGAACGGACCGUACAGCAAGUUCAGGACGGAGCUAAGUGACGUAUGGUCCGUCUCCAGCGUCAACAUCCGGCCUGAUCUACGGAGCACGCCCAGUUCACCCAUCAGCCCUCACCUGCCAACCAUCACAGAGGAGUGACCACGGGGGAGAGAGAGAGAGAGGGAGAUGGAGGAAGGUAGAAAGAGAGGCAAGACAGAAAGGUACAGAUAGUAGGAGAUGAAAAAGUACACCUUCCAAGAGAGUUGGGGUUAAAUAACCUGUAAACUUGGUUUCAAAUCUUUAAUGUUCGUUGAUUAAAGUAAACAUUUAUCAAAUAAUCAGCAAUCAAAUCAGAUUUUAAAAUAUUCAAGCGUUAACACUCAAAAAUGUUUGUGGUAUGAUUUAAACCUAAAUGUUGAUAUAUUUGUCAUGUCACAUUUUUUCAGUUUUCAGUCUGCUCAAUCAUAAACCAAUGAGAAAACUCUGAAAUUACAGAAGAUUGUGAAGGUCAGUGGGGCCUUAGCUUAAACUGGGUUUUCAAGACCUUUAAAUAAGAAUAGAAAAAUAUGUUGGGGGUGCUAAAAAUUGGGACUAUGAUACCAAGGACAAAACAGAAAAAUGAAACAAGUAAGAGACAGCAACUCUCUUGUCUUUCUCCACUUCCCGUGUCAUCCUCUGUCCGUCUGCGGGCCGAACUGAGCUGCUGAACCAAACCUCACUCACUGAUCUGCCAUCAGUGGACAUGUGGACAUGAGCCCAGGAACACCAGUGUCCAUUUCUACACCAUUAUGUCAUAGAUGCCAUUAAAAUGCCUGGGCAGUGAACUGACGGUGGACAGUUUGAACAGAAGCCCAGAGCCUGACGUGCUUUAGAACAUCUGUUCAUGUUCAUCUGACACAUCUGUGUCAUUCAACACCAUCAGCUGAGCUCAGCACUGAAGACAUGAAAGAAACUUAACCUCACAACAGAAAGAAAACAAUGAAUAUAUUCUGCUGUAGUAGCACGUGAGUCGCUUUCACUUUUACCGUCUCGUGUUUCCAAUUUGCUUCAGAAAAGCCAAAUGUUGGACGGAGGGGGGGCAGCUGAGUGGAGGAGAGGUUCUGAAGGAGGGAAAACUGUAACUUCAGAACCGGGCGACUGUUUAGUGGACGCUGUGUAUCUUCUGUACGAAGUUUACUUUUUCCAUUUCCAGCUGUGCAGAUAUCAGGUGCAUUAGACCAAAUGUUAAACCAUGUCUUAAACUUUAAUCUGUGUAUCUGAGUUGUUGGAUGUGGCGUACGAACUGUGAACUGUUUGACUGACUGAAUGUAAACCCGAGGCUCGAGAAGGUAUCGUUAGUUAAUAUUCAUGUUUGUACUAAGAUGAAUGUAUUCUCCGAUGGGGCCGUGUUUCUCCAAAGCAUAUGAGAAAUGUUCUGGCCGGGUCAUUUCAGUUUGGCUACAAGAUUUGUGCCAAAUGUAUCAGCUGUUCUAAAUAAAGAUUAGAAAUAGAUGCUUUUGAGAAACCAGAGCGUGUUCUCUUUUCACGAGGAAGUGAACACAGCAUCUGCGUUUUCCUCAAAUAUACGCACACGGAAGAAGUGUGAUGUCCUAACCUGAUCUGAUUUCAGGUGCAAAAGCCAGAGUAUCUCAUCUCAACUUUUCAGGUGAAAGCCAUGAGGUCAGGAGCGUUGAUAUUCUGAGGGGCUUUUGCCAGUUUGCUGCACAGUGUUGGAGUCAAAGCAGGACGUGCUGCAGUAAGUGCCAUUUUAAGACUGUUGUUACUUUUCACUGUUUCGAAUCAGAUUCACUUUGUUCACCCAGAACAGAAGAUAAACAAUAAAUUAUUUAGAAAAUGUAACCACAGGGUCUCAGAUAUGUACUUGGAGGCACAAUAUUCUACAGGGUGCAAGGAAUCAACACGAUUCACAGUGCGCUGCUCAGUACAGUCUGAAUCCAUGUGCACACGAUUUUACCCAACUGGCCUUACAGCUCAGAAUCACUUGGAUGUUAAAGUCUGCAAAUGCCACCAACCCAACUUUAUGUGCUCUAUUGUAUUGUAACACGGAAAAGUGGGUAGCAGCAUUUAGUUCAACUGCAUUGGUGUUCCUGUUGAGAACAUACUGUAGCCGCUGAUGUGUUGCUUAGCAUUAGUUCUACAUUGAUCAUUGCCUCACUACAAUCAUUACAGCAGCAUGGCCAUAUUUAUUCUAUUGAAUAUGUUUCCCACCAUAAGACCAGUUCAUUUGAAGUGAGUGGGUUUCGUGUCAGUGCAGUGAAGAUGCCGUUUCCAGCUUUACAUGUUGGAUUUAUCUAACUUCUUUAUAUUAACACUUCUAUAGGUGAGUCUUACACUCUUUGCUCUCGUAGAUUUAAAUGAGGUGUGUAAAAGAGGAUUUAUCCUGGUGAUUCAAGUGGUGACAUCCAUUGAAAAUUCUUAUUUUUCCCAAAACACAGCCAUGUUAAAAGAGGUAGCACUCCAGAGGUGAAAGACUUCACCCUCUGACUGUCAGUAUAUUGACUAUAUUCAAAGAAAUCAACACAUGACGACACAUUAUUUAGCAAAGACUAUAAAACAAAGACUGUUUUUCACAUAAUGAACAAGCAGAUGAACAGGAGAGAAGUGGAUAAUAUGAUGGCAGAAGCGACACCUUUCAUUUAAUGUCUCAUAUUUGUUUGGUACUGUACCUGUAACUCAACCAAGUCUUACCUGCCGUCCUGACGGCAGAGGUUUAACAUCUGGCUUUUUUUUACAUUUAAAUCUAUUUAUUCAAGACAAGUCACAUUAUGGCUGUACUACACUGUCAGAUGACCCUCGCAUGCUGCUCUGCAUGUUAUUUCAGCAAAGAUGAAACAAACAAACCUAAAUUAGUGCAAAUCAUCCAGAAGAUAAAAAUGUGUUUGUGAUAAAAAGAUGGCUUGGCAGAUCUAAAGAACAAAGCUUUGGUGAUCCUUGUCCUUAUCUGAACCAGUCAUCAUCAGCUUUGCUGCCUUGAUACCUGCAAGAGGAAAAUGAAAUAGAGAUGUAAAAGUAUAAAAAACAAUGAUAAUUUGAUUCAACUAGUAAAAAUUCUCCCUAUUUAGCUUUCUUUUUUUGGUCGGUUUGGCUCGAUCAGUGGUGUGAUUUCUAAUUCAUGGCUCUGUACUGAAUGACUAUUUUUAUUAUAUUUCAUUUUACACAUGUUCCCAACCAUUUUUUUUAACUGUAACUUUUCUCUGAUUGUAAAUUCUGCUUUCAUCUGGUAUUAAAACGAAAGAAAAGGUUUGGUUGUUGUUAA
Messenger RNA from Scophthalmus maximus (turbot), 5116 nucleotides. RefSeq names its product glycerophosphodiester phosphodiesterase domain containing 4a (gene gdpd4a). Gene Ontology annotation, molecular function: glycerophosphodiester phosphodiesterase activity. The record is from RefSeq and is a predicted model, not a curated record. The transcript has 18 exons. Gene Ontology annotation, cellular component: membrane. Gene Ontology annotation, biological process: lipid metabolic process. Lineage: Eukaryota; Metazoa; Chordata; Actinopteri; Pleuronectiformes; Scophthalmidae. The coding region runs from base 1 to 2019 and encodes 672 amino acids.